Siniperca chuatsi (mandarin fish) is the source of this 8617-nucleotide messenger RNA. RefSeq lists its product as uncharacterized. Gene Ontology annotation, cellular component: cytoplasm. The transcript is spliced from 20 exons. NCBI's taxonomy places the organism in Eukaryota, Metazoa, Chordata, Actinopteri, Centrarchiformes, Sinipercidae. Gene Ontology annotation, biological process: apoptotic process. The record is from RefSeq and is a predicted model, not a curated record. Bases 358 to 6852 code for a protein of 2164 amino acids. Gene Ontology annotation, molecular function: exopolyphosphatase activity.
AUUCUGGCUGCGGUUUUGAUCAUAUUGCGGCAAAAUAGAAAAAUGUGUGGAAACAGAUACUAAGUAACUACUGCAGGGAGCGCGGUUGAAUCACUGCGCGCGCCUCCGUAGGAUCUCCUCUUCCUGCCGUCACACCCACUGCUCGGUGUUGUGGGUUCACCCCGUAGAGAAGGGGAGGACCGACGGCGCACACAAGCAGCAGAGAGUGCUGCAGUGCGAGCGCAGCGGGGGGACUAGGAAGCGGAGAGAAAAAGACGAACCAAAACACACACACACACACACACACAUCAGCAUCCUUAUUGUCGAAACUUGGUCUAUGGGGAGAUCUGCAGCGACACCGUAGCGACGCAGGCCGACAUGGAAGAGUAUUUGCGGAGGGUCCAGAGCAGACUCGGGGCAGAUACAUUAGAGGAUCCCAUCCAUGCUGUUUUAGGCGGACCAGAGCCAGAUGUUGACACUGUGGCCGCGACACUGUGCUUAGCACUGCACCUCGGCCAGAAGGAGCCGUCAGGUGGAGUGUGUGUGCCUGUGCUGUGCGGCCGGCGAUGUGACGCUGUGUUGCCCGGGGAGACGGUGAGGUAUCUGAGGAGGGCGAAAAUUUGUGAGAGCUCGCUGCUGUGGAGGGAGGACGUAGACCUCGUGAAACUUCAUCACACCGGAAAACUCUCACUCACUCUGCUGAGAGAUGGACUGCUAGAUAGCUCUGAGUACCACACUUUGGAGUCCAGCAUCCUGCGAGUGGUCCAUCACGACGGGCAGCAGGACGCAGGGGAUGAUGGUGCAUCGUCUGCGGUGACAACAGUCGCCAGGGAGAUUCUUCAAGAGGCAGCAGAGCACAUCGGAGCAGCACAGGGGGAGACUCUCGGAGAGGCCUUGCGGCUGCAAAGUGAAGCUUUGUGGAUCAAACAUGGCCGUCGGUCAGCACAACUGGAAGAGCUCAUGAGAUCUUUGGAGCAAUGGAGUGAUGUCACUGUGGGUCAACAUGAUAAGGCGAAGCUGAAAGACUUGGAGCAGCUGCUGACUUUGGAGCUGAAGGAGUUUUCUGAUGGAGAGAUGACUAUAGCGCUCACUUCAGUGACCAUUGAUGAUGAAGACUGGCAUGGUUAUGUGGAGGGGUUGAAAUCUUUCAGUCAACGCCAUGGCUAUGAUGGUCUGGUGGGUCUCUUGUCCAUCACUGAUACACUUCAUCAUCCCCGCCAGCAGGUGGCUGUCUACUCCAACAACACAGAUUUCCUAAACCAGAUCUGCCAUGAGUUGGAAGAGUCUUCCAGCUGGUCUCUUUCUGGUGAAUUGGAGGUCAGGGAGAGUCUCCAGGUAUACCACAUACCUAUAAACACCUCCUUAUCUUCUGGUACUCCUUCUCUGCUGGUAGAAGAAAUACAGGGCAUCCUCAAGGACUUUGUUGACAGGCAGAGCUCUCUUGCCUACUGCUGCCACCCCAGCAGUAGAACCUCUUCCACGGAGGGAGUUGCAGGCAGCGUGGAGUUCUCCCAGGGAUCAUCUGGUAUCAAUGACAUGGAUGGUUCUGACAUAGAGAGAGCUGAGGGAAGCAGUGGAGAUGUAGUGGCAAUAGCAAGGGUGAUGGCAGAUGGUGAAGAGGACACAGUAGGUGUAGGAGUUGGUGCUGGUGGGGAGCUUGUGAGCCCUGACAGCGGUAUGACCACCAUCCGCAGCAGCCGCUCCUCCAAGGAGAGUUCAGUUUUCCUCAGUGAUGACAGCCCAGUUGGUGAGGUUAUAGCAGGAGGAGGGCCAGCAGCAGGGCCAGGAGGGCUCUUCAUGAGAAACCCCUCUCCCCUGGGGUUGUUAUCCCUCUCCCCUCCUGUCCCACCUGAGAGGAGGAAGCACCGCCCUAGCAGAAAUAAGAGUGAUAACUUUGACCUGUUUAGUUUUGACCCACUACAUAGCAGUGACCACUCUAUGCCAGCGGGAGGGGAAUUGGCAAAUUCUGGAGUAAGAGGAGAUGAAGGAGAAAGAAGAGCAGGGAGCUCCAGCUUUUCAGAACUUGAAGAGCUGAGUUCACUGGAUUUCUCUGCUCCCAAUUCAUUGGGCGGGUUUGAAAGUAGAAAUUCUUCAACUGACCACCAUGGUCAAAUCCCUGGGAAUGACAUGAUCGACACUGUGGUUCCUCCCACCCCAGUCAACAGCGUGGUUGGUAGCCGCCCGCCCAGCAGUUGCGGGGUCAGGUUCUUUCCAGAAGAUGUAGUUGAAAGGAUCAAUGGCCUGCAGCACAAGGACAGUGUGUCAUCGUCGUUGUCAGAGACCUGGGAUGAACUUGGCUUUGACACACAAGGACCAUUGUCCACAAGUGAUAAUAAUGCCUGGAAUAGGACCAAGGAACCCGAGAGCCCACAGAAUAUUAUUGUGAAGGACGAUAGAGGGAAAGAGUCAGUUAAUGAUAUGACAGAACGAGAAAGCAGAGAAGAGAUCUUAAAGUCAGAGAACGCCCACCAGAGGGGUAAAAGCCUUGAACCCCAGCUUAGUCUGAUCACUGAGCAGACUGAAUCAUAUGACAACUGGAACCCAGAUACUGUUCUUAAGGAUCAAUGGAACCCUGUUUCUUUGGCUUAUCUGCAAUUGACACCACCAGAAGAGGAUGUAACUGGAAAAUGCAGGGCUGGUAUCACUGGAGUGAAAGAAAAAACAUCCUCAUUGUCGAGAAAGAAAGCAAUCCUAAACACGUUAACGCCAGACACAUCUAAAGAAGAGGAUGAAUGGGUACAAGGAAAAAAAGGAGACAGACAAAUGGAGCUCUUAGACUUCUGGACAUACUCAGCUCAGAAGGGAUUUCUCAAAUCAGAUAGUGGAACCACCACGUCUUACCCUGAAUCACUAGAUAUGUGGAAUAUGACUAUCCGGGAUGAUAGUCUAUCACCUCUCACAACCCCAGACAACUUGUCUGAAAACUCAGGUUCUUUCUGUGGGGUGAACCACAAUAUUGGGGCUGGAGUGUCCGUGGAAAGUCCACUAGGAUUCUCUGAUGGAAUGGUAAUGUGGAACACCACCAUACAGGAAGACAGCUCUUCCACAAUAACAAGUCCCGAAGGACCUGAAAAUGGAAAGGACCUUUCACACAUGGGAUCAUUGGAUGGCAGCAAUUCUCCCAAGACACGUGCAAGCAAACAGGUGGAAGAAGAAAUAGCUAUAGAGGAGGAGAGAGGUAUAAAUAAAGUACUUAGUCAGACUCCUAAAGAAGUGGCGUGGGGAGGUAAUGAGCAAGAUGUGAAAAUAGUCAUAGAGGCGGCAGAAGGUAGAACACAGGGUGAGGAAACGGGUAACGAUGACAUUGACAGUGUUCAGAGCCAACAGUCUGUCUUGCAGAACUUGGCAUCUGAACAUUCAGAAGAUGGGACUUCCCUAUACCAAGGUACUGACAUGUGGGACCUACCUGUCCCUGGCAUGGUCACCUCUACUUCAGAAUAUGACAAUAUAGGAGCUGGCGUUUGGAGCCUGACAUCCUCCCCGGACAUCUAUGCUAGCCCCGUAGUAGACAUGAUACAGGUAGAGGGGCAGUCUAGCCCUUUUGUAGCUGUGACAAAACCUACUCACAUAGAUGAGAGGCACGAUCAAUACCAGAUGGCUGAUCCUCUGGGAAAGACUGAAUACAGAGCAGUAAUUUCAGACAAAGAACAGCCAACCAACCAGGUGUUCCUAUUUGAGGGAACUAGUGAGUUGGGUCACAUCAGGGGUGGGGAAAGUUCAAUUGAGAGUAAGUACGACAACAAAUGUGAAGAAGGAUCAGAGGAAGCUGAUUGGAUAGAGCAACCCAGUGAUCAUUCUCCAUUUGUUCUGGUGGAUUGCUCCACUGUCACUCAGGCCACUUCAGCCAAUCGUCAUUCAAGAGAAGCUACUGAGACUCAAAUCCAGACUGACCAAUUAUUGUCCCCAAGCCUUGUUAAUUGGGAGAAUCUCAUUUCCCAGAAACAUGAUUGCUCCGAAUCAGCUUCAUCAUCACAGGAUCUGCCGAUCACAAUGGGCCACAAUGAAGAUGGGCCUGCCACUGAAAGCCAAGGUGGUCCUAUCAAUGAGAGCAUUGGAAGUGUGGAGGGUAAAACAACAGAAACCAUGUCUCUGAGCUCUAGCUCUUGGGGGGAUAGAGACACACUGAAGUAUAGCCCCGACAGCCUUCAUCCAGGUAGUCGAGAUGAACUCAGGUCCAAUUCUGACGGAGAUUCAUCUUCAGGCCUAGAAAUGGAAUACAUCAUCGUGUCUGGCACAGUAAAAGAAGCUGAGAGAGAGUGGUAUGAUAGGCCUAAACGGGGUGACAGGCAAUCAAAAGGAACAAGAAAGUCCAUGGAGACAUUUAGCAUGCUUUCUUAUGCUGCCACAGCACUGCAAACCCAGGCCCAAGCUGCACAUAGAGAGCACCAGGAGAACACAGAACAGAGUAGGCAAAACAAAAUGAUCAGUGGCACUGACAGUGCACUUAGUGCAGAUACAGAGCAAAAUCAAGCUGUCUUAUCCACUGAUUACCAAGCAAGUUUUGAUAAUGCCACUGAGCAUCAUAUGGUGCCAGAAAUGAACAGUCCCAGCCAAUCAAAAAAUAACUCUGAAGCUUUUCAUCAGUCAGAUUCAAGACCCACAGGUUGCAGUCAAACACAAGUAGAGGAAGGAAACUAUGACGAUAAAUCAAGCAUUGUGGCCAGAAGUGUGUCUCCAUCAUUAAGAUAUCCGUCAGAUCACUUCCUGAAAACCAGAGAGGAAGUUUAUGUCCAUUCACAGAUCUCAAUGGAAGAUUCAGAUGAGGGUGGGCAGUCACCCUCUGCACCUCCACCAUGUCCUACUUCAUUGGGUGACUUUCAAGUCUGGAGGGGACAGUUAGCGAGACAGGACACACCUCAGACCACAUCUGAACCACAAUCCCCUGUAUUUACCAACAGUUCAGUUUCCCACACCAGCUCUUUGAUUGGCACCCCAUUAAGUGAAUCGGGUAUUUCUACUGACAGAGGACUUGGAUUACCAUUUUCUGGAGAUUUAAUGGAAGAGGAGAAUGAUGAGGAAGAGCAGGAGGAAGAAACUGAUAUAGACCAUACUACCCUGCCAAAAUGGACUUCAGAAGUACAAAGUGAGAGGGAAGAAAGACAACAGUUAGGAUCUUCUGAUCUGCUAAGUUUCACUGAGGAGCUGAUUGGAGGUUCUUCAUUUCAACAAACAGAUUUACAAACAUUCGAGCCAAAAAGGGACAGAUUCCUACAGAAUACAGAGGAUUGCUAUGAUGAACAACCUAUAAGGACUGUUGGUUGUGAUAAAUGGUCGACUGAACAACAGAUUAGAGACCAUGAAGCUUCUCAAGAUAGCUAUUCACCUGUUUUAAGAAGACACCAAGAUGUGACAUCACAACUUUCCUUCCAGCCAACCAACGAGAAUGCUGCAUACCAGUGGACAGGAAGUCAGAAUGUGACUCAGGGUCAAACUCAAUAUGGCUACAACUACCACCACAUUGACCAAAGAACUGAAAACCAGAGCGCUCACCCAGCCUGCGUAGAUACUAAAUCCAACAGCCAGCAAAACACCACAGAUGUCUAUGCUGAGUUUACAACUGAUGCCACAGCUAUACAGCAUGGAUCUGAGCAGGCCAAGAGUUAUUACGAACCUGGAGUUAAUGCCGAGUGCAGCUGGGUUGAUCCAGGUUCCAAGUUUCAAUAUAUGGCUGAAAGCCGGUAUGGAGAUGACUCUAACUCUUUGUGCGCUUCUGAUAUCCAGUGCUCUCAGUAUCAAGCUGAUGGCCAGAGUCAGUAUGAGUCAGACCAUGCUAAUUACCAGUUUGAUGGACAACCAUUCUACCAAUCAGAUGUCCACCCUGAGAGGGAAGAUCAUGCACGGUAUGUGCCGGAGGAAUAUGUUCACUUUCUUCUGGAAAGGCACUCCCAACUGGGAGACGGUGCAGCAGAGAUGAUGAUGAAGAUGGCCUCCAGUGAGGAAGCAGCUGAGGAGAUGGAUAACAGAGAAGAUCCACCCUCUUCUGCGGAUCUGUCAGGCGGGUCCAAUCAAAGGAGAAAGUUGGCAGCUCCACCAAUGAAUGUGUCACUGGACCGCAGUGAGGGGUCUCUUCUCUCAGAAGAUGCCCUGGACACAGAGGACGAGGCUUUGGAUACUGGUGAUGACCUGGAUGUCAACAUAGAUGAGCUGGACACACCUGAUGAGGCCGAGUUUAACCAACACGAAGAGUCUAAUUUGGGUGCAGGAGCAGCAUCAAGUGAUGCUACCACAGGACACAGAGCAGCUGAGGAGAGCAGGCUGUGGAGGACUGUGGUGAUUGGCGAGCAGGAGCAUCGUAUUGAUAUGAAGUGCAUUGAGCCAUACAAAAGAGUCAUUUCUCAUGGAGGUUAUUACGCUGAACAGAAUGCCAUCAUCGUGUUUGCAGCAUGCUUCCUGCCAGACAGCAACUGUGACAAUUACAAUUAUGUAAUGGAAAACCUUUUUCUGUAUGUAAUAAGUACCUUGGAACUAAUGGUGGCAGAAGAUUACAUGAUUGUUUACCUGAAUGGUGCCACACCUCGCAAGAGGAUGCCUGGUUUUACAUGGAUGAAAAAGUGCUACCAAAUGAUAGACAGAAGACUGAAGAAAAACUUAAAGAUGUUCAUCAUUGUCCAUCCUUCCUGGUUCAUACGGACUUUGUUGGGAAUCACCAGACCCUUCAUAAGCUCCAAGUUCUGCAGUAAGAUCAAGUAUGUGAAUAGUCUUCAGGAGCUUGGAGAAAUCAUCCAAAUGGAGUAUGUCCACAUUCCACCCAGCAUUGUCAAGUAUGACGAGGAGAGGGGUAUACACAAAUUUGCAUGCAUGAGACUGGAUACAGAAUUGCAAGACACUGCAGCUAAGCUAAUUUUCCUGCAGUGGAACAAUAAACUAUUUUGACCGUUAAGCCUCACUGACCUCUCCAUGCUGGUCUGCCUGCCUCACAUAGGAUUUUCCAAACAUUUCGAUGGUACCAUUUCAUUGGACACUGUGGCAAUGCUUUCCAAGACUAACAAUGACUGUGGUAGUAAGUAAAGGUUCGGCUGAUUUCUGAGUGUACAGUAUAACAAAGCCAUAAUGCCUGCUGUAGUGAGUAAAUCUAUGAAUGAGGAAUGAAAGAUAAUUGAAAGAUAGACAGUAGAAUGAAGAGAGAAAUCACAGCAAACUCAUCACUUUUUUUCACCAUUAUUUGGAGAGUAAACCAUCUUUAAAAAUGCCACAGAGAAUCCACCCUAGAAAUUUAAAAGCAGGCCUUUAAUGCCACUUAACAAAUGCUGAUUUUGUGUUGCAGUUGACAGAAAAUGUAUAAUUAGAAUGUCAAUAGGCAUAUUUCAUUUCCCAUUUCAGUUACAGUCAUAAAAAUGUACAUCUGAAACUGGCCUUGUUUAGCUUUUGCAGAGGUAUGCACUUUCUAGUCUGAUUACGGUUUUUAUUUCUCUCAUAUCAUAUAGUUUUCAUUGGCAAUCCCACUGCUUUAAAUGUUUAACUCUAAUGUCUAGAUUACAAAGAUGUACUACAAUUCAUUCUCUCAUUUUCUCUCUCACUCAGAACCGACAAGAAGAGGAACUCUGCUGUUUGACAAUUACAAAAUACUUGGUUGCUGCCUGUCUUCUUCCUGCAUUAUGCUGUACUCUACUGCAGCAUAUCUGAGUAUAAGCUAGCCUGCAGCAUGAUGUGUUCGGCACAUAGUUGUUACACCAACAACUAGCAAUGGGUUAGAAAGGAAGAUGCUGUGGAACAAAACAUCAGGCAGUUGCUUGUUCAUUGAGGAAAGUACCAACCUGAGGGUGCUGAACAUAAUACUGUAAUUACAGUGCAGAGACUGUCACUGUGCUGAAGGGAAGAUGCUUUAUCCUGUACUACUGUACGUUACACAGCACUUGAUUGUGUUUGUUGAUUUCAUCUUUAAUUUAAACAACGCUUUGAUUCUUAUGUAAUUCACUUUGGAGGGAUUACUAACUGACUUUGUCACAUCCAUGUAUUAAUCUACUCUGUCAGUUGCCAUCUGUACCUUUUUGUAACCUAUGGUACAAAAAUAGUGUGGAGUCUCUGAAGCCAUAGUGAGGCUCAUGACUCUUUCACCUAAUAACCAAAUACAAGCAAACAGAAGUUGUAUUACAGCCCAUCUGUUCACAAAUAAAAGUUUUUUGAAUAGUUUACGAUGAUGUAGGUGGCUCCUGUCACAGUGGGUUUUUACACUAUGUCACCAUCUCACUCAGCACCUCAUACAAUCUUUAAAAGGCUGUUAGUAGGCUGUUCUAUUAAUACUGUAUAUCACUGUGAAAAUACUUGUGACAUCAUAUCAUAAAGGUUGCAAAAUAGCAGUUAUCAGUAGCUGCAGUAAUGUGUUGCAUGCUUUUGUUGCUACAGUUUGAGAUUGCUCUGAUCUGAUUACUGUACUCACCCAAAAGCAGAAUCGUAAUUUUAGUCAUGGUUUAUCUGGGUUAUGUGUGUGUGUGUGUGUGUGUGUGAGAGAGAGAGAGAGAGAGAGAGAGAUUGUUGACUGAUGGUUAGAGAGGUACAGUAUAGUGAGUGCCUACUGUGCAGGUUGGGACGUGUUUACUUUUAUUAUCAUUUUCUUAUAUUUGUAUACAUUUGUGUGUGGCUUGCAAGGUAUUUAUUUGUCUAAAAUGUUUUACUUCAUUAAAGAUGUGUUCCUCCUCAA